UUCAAAGUUGAAUAAACGGUUGACUCUCUUAAUGAUGGAAUAGUUGUUUGAUCCACGCGCCUCCUCUCUGUUUUUUUUUUGCUCUUCGUCUCCCGCUCAGCCUGAGCCAGAGACCUGCCUUGUUGUCCUCCGAUGGCUUCCUCUUCUCCUGUUCGAAUCGCCGUCGUCGGAGACGUCCACGAUGACUGGGACCUUGAAGAAGACACCAAGGCACUUCAAUUUCUCAAGCCGGAUUUGGUGCUCUUCACAGGUGAUUUUGGUAAUGAGAAUGUUGAACUAGUUCAAAAUGUAGCUGCUCUCAACUUUCCAAAAGCAGUUAUUCUGGGAAAUCAUGAUUCUUGGAGCACUCAACAGUUUUCUUCCAAGGGGAAGGAUCAAGUUCAACUUCAGCUAGAAUGUCUUGGACAGGAGCAUGUAGGUUAUAAACGUUUGGACUUCCCUUUACUAAAGCUCAGUGUUGUUGGCGGACGGCCGUUUUCAUGUGGGGGUCAGCAGAUAUUCCGGAAAAGGCUUCUGUCUGCAAGGUAUGGAAUCCAAGAUAUGGAUGCAAGUGCCAAGAGAAUCUAUGAAGCUGUACUUGGGACCCCAGAAGAUCAUCUAGUUAUACUUCUUGCACAUAAUGGACCCACAGGUCUUGGCAGUGAAUUGAAUGACAUUUGUGGAAAAGAUUGGGUGUUUGAAGGUGGUGAUUUUGGGGAUCCAGAUCUAGCACAAUCUAUCUCCCAUUUGAAAGAGACUGCUGCCUUCUCUAUUCCGCUUGUCGUUUUUGGUCACAUGCACAAGGAAUUGAGACAUGGUAAUGGCCUUCGUAAAAUGAUUGUAGUCGGGACUGAUGACAUUAUAUACCUGAAUGGGGCCAUAGUUCCCAGAGUGAGACCUAUAAACGAGACCUUGCCGCCAGCAUCCGUUUCCGAUGGUACCAAACGAGCCUUCACUUUAGUUGAAAUGUCAAAUGGACAAGUGGAUAAAAUUUCUGAAAGUUGGGUGUCCGUUGUGGGGAAUGAGAGAGCAUUAGCAGAAGAGCAUACGCUAUUCGAGUCGAACGGACAGUCUUCUCUAUGAGUGGAUUUGAGUUGGACUACUUACAGGCAACAGAAUAUAUCUGCUAAAUAAUACUUGUAAGUCUUGCUUACCAUUAUCAUCCGUAUGUAGCAGGAAUAUGGCUUUUAUCUCAACCGGUAAAGAAUUGUUGUUCUUAGAGGUCACAGGUUCGAACACCAGUGAUUGUAGCAUGGUAAUCGAGCGUUUAUUGUCAAAUGGUUGAGAAUAU
Hibiscus syriacus is the source of this 1270-nucleotide messenger RNA. RefSeq lists its product as uncharacterized. The transcript has 9 exons. The coding region runs from base 133 to 1062 and encodes 309 amino acids. The record is from RefSeq and is a predicted model, not a curated record. Lineage: Eukaryota; Viridiplantae; Streptophyta; Magnoliopsida; Malvales; Malvaceae. Gene Ontology annotation, molecular function: hydrolase activity.